AUGACAUCAAGACUGCAUUUUCCUGUGACAAUUGUUAAAAUGCUUCAAAAACUCUACCCUGACAAGCAGAUAGGUGUACUAUAUGAUAUUGGGUGCCACUUAGGCGCACAUAUAGUAACACGGUUAAUGAAGGAUGUGGAAAUUGGCUUCAAAAAAUACCAAAAUGUAGUAAAAGUUUUGAGUGAAGCUCAAACUGCUCUAACCAACCUUUAUGGAAUGCCCAACCCAGCUGCACCAGGCCACAACUCUUCAGCCAAGCUCUUCCGUGGGCAAUGGGCUUUUGAGACAACAUUAACAGUAAGUCAAGAAAUCAACACUGGUUCAAUAGAAAGCUCAAUACAUUUGCUGAAUCUAGGUCAUAAGGGUCAGACCAACCUACUCUUGGCGCUUCGGAGGCACGCAGUCCAGCUUAAGAAAGUGGUUGAGACAUAUUGCACUCAACGGGCUCAAUAUCAUGCCGAUUAUCCAGAUGACCCGCUCCCUGAAGAUGUAGAAUACACCAAACUAUUUCGUAUUGAACCCAAUCACCAAUUCUGGCAUGAUUCACUCUUCACUAAAUUUGAAGCACCUUGGGCAGUGGAUCCAAAGACGAGGCUAGGAAUGCAACAGAUAGUGUAUGCUGAUCGAGCAAAAGAAGAGAUUAGGCGUCUUGGCUGGGAGGCUUGCCAAGCUAUGCGUUGGGCAACAGCUCCCCACCAUCACAACAUCACCACUCUCCGUGCUCUAGAGUCUGCUAACAACAAUCUGUCACUUCCUAUCCUUUAUCACCCAACUCUUGCACAUCUACCACCACAGUCUCGUCAAUGUGCAGCCACUGUUGUCAUCAAGAACAAGUUUCUCAAAAUUACCAACCCUCAGCUCUUAUGGCACGAAGGGCUACUCAAUGUCUUUUCUUGA
This is a messenger RNA of Melampsora larici-populina 98AG31, 897 nucleotides long. RefSeq lists its product as uncharacterized. The transcript has 7 exons. The coding region runs from base 1 to 897 and encodes 298 amino acids. NCBI's taxonomy places the organism in Eukaryota, Fungi, Basidiomycota, Pucciniomycetes, Pucciniales, Melampsoraceae. The record is from RefSeq and is a predicted model, not a curated record.